Onthophagus taurus is the source of this 676-nucleotide messenger RNA. The record is from RefSeq and is a predicted model, not a curated record. Lineage: Eukaryota; Metazoa; Arthropoda; Insecta; Coleoptera; Scarabaeidae.
AGAGCGCACGUACAUGUUUCCAGGGAUCUCUUUAAUUCAUGUGCGUGCGUUGAUGGUUGUGCGUAGAUGUUCGAUGGUGUGUUGCGCUGGCAAACAUCUCCGUCGUAUAGUUUUCCAGUGACGUACAGGUUUUCACAGAACACGUUUAAUCCUGUAGCCGUAAACGUAACCGUUUAAAAUGAGUGACCUACGAAAUUUGUCGCGUGAAUUUAUAGUAGAAUUCAUAGAAUUAUACAGAUUACACCCUUGUCUAUGGAAAACAAAAGAUUAUGUUAAUAAAAGUUUAAAAAAUGAGGCUUAUAAAAGUUUGCUGGAAAGAUUACAAACCAUACAACCAAAUGCAACAAAAAAUACAGUAGUACAAAAAAUUAAUAGUCUUCGUGGUGGUUUUCGCAGAGAAUUUAAGAAAAUGAAAGAGGCAAGACGAUCAGGUAGUGGAGCUGACGAUCUUUACAAACCUUCGUUAUGGUAUUAUAACCUUAUGGAAUUCAUUAAAGAUCAGGAAAUGCCAAGGAGUUCUGUUUGUAAUGUUUCCGAUGAUGGCACUAAUUCUCGACAUAAUGAUGACAACAAUAACGCCAACAAUCAGAAUAAAGAACAAAAUUUACAAACUGACAGGGAGGACGAAGCACACAGUACAGACGAUGUGGUUUUAGGUUUACACCAUCUGUCAUGA